This is a messenger RNA of Gallus gallus (chicken), 4667 nucleotides long. RefSeq names its product BLACAT1 overlapping LEMD1 locus (gene BLACAT1). NCBI's taxonomy places the organism in Eukaryota, Metazoa, Chordata, Aves, Galliformes, Phasianidae. The record is from RefSeq and is a predicted model, not a curated record. Bases 134 to 436 code for a protein of 100 amino acids. The transcript has 3 exons.
CGCAUCCGCCCGCCGUGCUGCCAGGUGAGCCGACUCCUGUUCCCCAUUCUGCUGCGAGGGCCUCGGGGUCAGGUUUCCCAAACAGCCCCAGAACAGGGUGCAGCUGCACCCCGAGCUCCUGCCUGCAGAAGGGAUGUGCCUGCAGGCUGCUGCUCCUCUCUGCAAAGGAGCACCUGACCUGCAGGUGUGCGCCUGCGCUGCUCCAUCACCAACCACGCAGUGUGACUCGAGGUUUGCAUGGUGUAUUGGCACCCGAAGAGCAGCCCAGAAUGGUGUGAGGGGGAGCACCCAGUGUUUAGCAAAGGAGAUAAGGUCCCCUUGGGUGCUCCAGGUGAUGCCCCAGUUCACCUUCGCUUGCUUCUGCGGGCUGCAUGGCUUCUGCAAGAUGAAGAGGAAGAAGGAGGAACACAGUGCAGAGCAGGAGACAGCGGUGUGAGCAGCAGGGACAGGAGUGGGACACCGGAGCUGCAGGGGGGCAUUGGCUGCCCCCUUUCCUGCCACCUCUACAGGGAUCCCUGUGUUGCGGAGACAUCUGCCUGGCCAGGAGGGAGCUGAAUCAUGGGAAUGCCCAAACUUGGAGGCACCAGCCGGCGUUGCAGCCAUUAUUGGGGUGCUGCAGCCAUUAUUGGGGUGCUGCAGCCACCCGGCCACGUGCGCUGAGCCCUCUGCACCCCAACAGCUGCUGUCGGAGGAGGAUUCCCCACCGCCCUGCCCUCACCCCAGCACUGCUCUGCGGACAAACCCUAAAGGGGCUUCCAAAAUCCAGGGCCAGACCUUGUCCUGCAUGGAUUAAUAGUGCUGGGGAGGGGGGCUGCCCCAGGGUGGUAAGUGCUCUCACAGCUGAGGAAUUGGCUGAACGUACAAGCAAGCUGUAUUUUUAAUGUUUUUAUUAUUAUUAUUACUGAUUAAGCUUUUCUUGAGCAAAUGGCUGGGACUGCAGGAAGCCAUUCUCCACCUCUCAGCCAUGCCUGCCCCUUGGCUGCAGCACAGCAGAGCGUGUCGGGGACGCCAAGCACACCACCAGGCUCGUGCAGGGGACACGGUGGUGGUGGCAUCCGUUCCUGUGCCACUGAGCAACGCAGCUCAGCAGGGGUUGGUUCAUGGUUGGCACAAAGGCCAACAGCCCUCAGUUUGGGUCACUGGGGGUUCUCUGCAGGGACGUUUCUGGCACAACCGUGUCCUCCAGAGCAGAAAUCCUUAAACUCUUCCACCCGCUGUUUCCCUGCUCUGUAUGGAGAACCCAAUCAUGGGGGGCUGAAAGGGAUGCCCACAGGUGCCAGGCAGAAGAUGCUCAUCCCAAGGGCUGCUCCUGCUCCCACUGCCUUCACCUGGCACUGUGUGGCUGUUCCUGAGGUCCCCUGGGUCCCCAUUUCCCCUCCACCCUCUCCGUGCAUCCUUCCUACCUAUGCUUAAAGCCAUACAGGAGCUCCCCACAUUCUGUGCCUUUCAGGGGGUGUCCCACAGAUGUCCCCCCUGCCAGCCCCUGGUGAGAGUCCCCACAGGUCUGGGGACAUCGCUGGGGUCUCGGUGGCUGGGGUGGGCUGCAGCCUGCAUCCCUGGCCCCAUGUACACCCAGAAUUCGAGAUCUCAUUUCAGGCACUGCAGCCUUGGUGCUGCCAUGGCCAAGAAUGGAGAAAAGCAGGAGGGACAGCCCAUAGGGAAGGGCAAAUACUUGGGUGGCAAGUCUCUGGAGCAGGGGGCAUGGAUUUGAGCAGCCUCACACCCCCUGGGAGCUCCCACAGAAAGGGAUGAGCACACUUGGUGAGCAAUUCCCCCCCCCAGUGUUCACCAGUUUGACCUUCCCAGCGCUCUCAGAGCGCAUUUGCACACCACAAACAGAGCUGUAGCCACCAGUGACAGCUCUCCUGCGGAGUUAUGUUGGCUCAGCCAACACCCAGAACCAACACGGCCGGUAGUUUAUUUUCUCAUCCAAAGGACUGAGGACAAAAAGCAGCCAGAAGUGCCAAGAACAGAAGGUGCAGCUGAGGAGCUCUAAAUCCUCUCCGCUGCAUGCCUGGACUGUGGUGGGAUGCAGUGGGAUGGCAGCAAUGCCUGGUCCCUGUGUGCCUACCCCAGGUUUGGGGGCACUCUGGGGGCACUUUGCUUCUCCCUUCACUGAGCUCAGGUGAUGUGAACUGGGUGAUGCCCUGCUGGGGGUUUCCCUGCUGGGCUCUGGGUUUGGGCAGCUUGUUGGCCAGGUGUCCCUGUCCUUCAUCACCAUGGAGCUCAGCAGAUUUCAGCCUGGCACGCACGGAUCAGUGGGAGAUGCUGUGGUUAAUGCAGGCUGUAAUGUGUCCUCUGGGAGCUCUGAGGCUGCAGCAGCCUUUUACUUUGCAGUGCACACAGAGGCUCCCAAGGAAGCUGGAGCCACCGAGGUUAAUGCUGAUGCACCCAUGUUUGGGUUCAGCUGUUGGCGCCCCAUUCCUGGGGGCACACAAUUGCUUCCCCCUAGUGAUGAUGUGGGAUGAUGACCCCUCUCAGGGCUGUCUUGGCAGUAGGGUGAGAUUUGGGGAGAUGAUGGGGCAGCUUUGCUCAGUCAGGCUUUACAGAGGCUAUAAUAUUGCUGUGAGUUGGGGGGGCGGGGGUGGCCCAGUUCAUUACCGCAUAACCCUCACUGCUAAACCUCUUCGACUGCAGAUCCAUCACAGUCUGGCAUCAAAGGAUGUGCAGCUAACAGCUGCUCCAAGGCUCUAUGUUAAGCUGGAUGCACAGAGAGCAUCCCUGCAAAGGAGUUUGUGCAUGGAGGGGGUGCUCGAGGGGGCUCCUGGGUGCUAAGAGAUGAGCUGAGAGCUCUGUUGGAAGCACUGCACUCAUGCUAUGCGCUCACUGUACACAGUGCAUGCACACUGCACACACUGCACGUGCUAUCCACGGCACAUGCAACGUUGCACACAGUGCACACAUGCGCUCUGCACACACUGCACGUGGUGCAACACCCAGCACACGGUGCACACACUAUGCACGCACUGCUCAUGCCAUGCACACCUGCAUGGUGCACACCACGGUUGCACACUGGCAGCUCUGUGCCUGCUCGGGCUGCCCCUGUAUCUCCAGUACUCCUAUCUCCAGUGAAUGGAUGUAGGGUGUAGAAACAAGACAGGCAGACGCUCACCCACACUCAUUACACGUGCGUGUGAAAACACAGUGAAUUAACCAGGUGCAGCCUGAGUGCUCAAGGGCCCGAGCUACAGUUAUUUUUAAAGUGAACUUUCCACCUCCCUGCAUGGAUGGAGCUCUCAGAGCAACAAUAUGUUUUCCGCCGUGGCUCCGAGCAAAAUGCUUUGCUCCUGGAUUGACCUCUCUUGUGCUCAUAAACGGCUCGUGGUGCUUUUUGAUUCCCCCAUCAUCACGCCUUGACCUCCAGAUUUAUGGCGAAGGUCCUUUCAGCUGCGUGUUGUUUCCCACCAGGCUCAGCCCGCCGCUCUCUGUAGCCAACCUGCCAGGAUGCUGCGCUCCUCCUGCUGCCACCUGGCAAACCUGCAGCGGUCAAAGCAAAGUUGUGGGGCUUAUUUGUUUUUCCUCCUCUUUUCUUUCCCCCCCCCCCCUCAACUGGCAGUGCUUUAACAAAGCCGGGAUGCUUCUGAGACUGCGAGGGCUGGGAGCUGACAGCUCUCGUCAGAGGAAGAAACGCUCUCCCUGCCUCUCCUUCUCUCUCCCCCACAUUUGCACAACCCCAGGCGUUUCUAUAAGCUGGGAUUUUGCUGCUUGUUCAGGAUUUCCUCUUGCUCUCCCAGGCGACAGACACGCACACGCACCGCCUUUGGCUCAUCCACGCUGCUUUUGCUUCUCCCAUCCAGGAGUGACUGCACCACAAUAGCUACAUCCUGCCCACGUUGGAGGCACUGCACACUGGAGGUGUCCCUCCAGUACUUCCCAAGCACUUUUCCAUGACUUUCCCACCCUCAGGGAGUCCGAAGCUGAGGCUGCCAAACCCAUCCAUGCGUUGGCUGCUGGGUGCUGAGCAGCUCCCAGUCACCCUUGUGCAAAGGGUGCAAAGUGCAAGAUGCAAGUAGUGCUUUCCCAUUGCACGUUGGCUCUGUGCACCACUGGGCUCCGUGCACAUUGCAUGACAUCCAAGCUGUGGCUUUCCAGGCUUUUUCUUUCCCUUUUCACCGUUGCUCCUUAAGAGGAGGAGAGCAGCACUCCUGAAAAAUGCAUUUCUUCCCACCAGCAAUAAUCCUCCUUUAAUCCUAUUACACCAGGGAAAACAUCCAAGCGGGGGUGGGUGCAGGAGGAGGGUCCCCAUUGCACUCCGACUUUGGGGAUGGAUGGACCAUAGCUCAGCCCCUUCCAGCCAACCCAAGCAGAGCCCACGUGGCACCUCCUGGGGCAGAGAGGUGCAAAAGCUGCAGCUUUUAUGAGAGAGGGGAAAAAGAGCAGGGAGAAAACCCCAUCCCUGAGUGCAUCUGUGUGGUGUUUUGUGUCGGAUCCCAUACAAUUCCCUGAUUCCCCCCUAAGAAACCUGCACUGAUGGCUGCAGUUACUGCACUCACGUGGAUGCACAGAGCUCUGCGGUGUCUAUGGUGGAUCAAAGCAUUCAACCUCUUCUUAUUGUCCUUCCCUUUUAUCCCACUGCCUGGAUUUCAUCACGAAGGGACCUACCCAGACUUGUUCCUCAGGAGUCUCCCAGCCUCAGUAGCCAUAGAAACCAGCUAUUUUUAGUCUGU